AUGACGGCCGAAACCUAUGACUUCAUCAAGAAUCUCGCCCGGCCACCACGGAAUCCCGCCCACGACCCCUCGUUCGGCGCCCAGAUAGCUGCAAAUGGCGCAAAGGCGGCGCCCAUUGCCCUGCCUGGCCCACCAUGCGCCGAGAAGGCGGCGCUCGAGCAGGAGCUGGCCGCCCUUGCCGCACGCGUCGAGCUGCUAGAGCACAAGAGCAGCGUCGCCGUCAACCAGAACACCUUCCCCAUGACGCCCGCGGGUGAGCCCACCGAAGAGGGCCUCGUCUAUACCCCCGCGGGCGCUCUCCGCAGCAAUGCGGGCCCCCCAGGCCAUGGCCGCCGCGGCUCGAACAAGGACCGCGCCCUGUGGGUGAGCAACUGGCUCGCCGCAAAAGAGUCGAAUGGCGACGAUGCCCCCGCCGCUGCCCUUACCGAGCAGCAGCUCUCCUAUCUCCGCGACCACCUGAACCAACAGGCAGACCAGAUCCGUAACCAGCGCGAACACAUCGACAACCUCUCUGCCGAAGUGAACAAGCAGCUGAACCACCAGAACAUGGCCUUCGAACACGGCAUCGAAGAUAUCGGUGCUCUCAAGAGAGAGCUCGGCAAGCACCAGCAGGCCAACUUGGCUUUCCAAAAGGCCCUGCGCGAGAUUGGUGCCAUUGUAACCGCCGUCGCUAUGGGCGACCUAAGUAAAAAAGUCCUGAUCCACGCCAAGGAGAUGGACCCUGAAAUCACUUUGUUCAAGCGCACUAUCAACACCAUGGUGGACCAGUUGCAGGAAUUCGCCAGUCAAGUCACAUUUUUGGCCAGGGAGGUCGGCACCGAGGGCAGACUCGGUGGCCAGGCAAAUCUACCUGGAGUUGCAGGCAUUUGGGCCGAGCUGACAGAUAGUGUCAACGUUAUGGCAAAGAAUCUCACGGAACAGGUGCGAGAGAUCGCUGUCGUCACCACAGCAGUAGCUCAUGGUGACCUGAGCCGCAAGAUUGAGCGCCCGGCUAGAGGAGAAAUCUUGCAGCUGCAGCAAACGAUAAAUACCAUGGUGGACCAAUUGCAGUCAUUCGCAACACAGGUCACAAAAGUAGCCAGAGAUGUCGGAACCGAAGGCAAGCUCGGUGGCCAGGCUGAGAUAGCCGGUGUCAAGGGCAUGUGGAAUGAACUGACUGUAAAUGUGAACGCUAUGGCUCAGAACCUCACCACCCAAGUACGAGAUAUUGCGCAGGUCACGACAGCUGUGGCACAAGGAAACCUCACGCGCAAAGUCGAGGCCGAGUGCAAGGGCGAGAUUCUGGAGCUCAAAUUGACCAUCAAUCGCAUGGUGGACCAACUGCAGCAGUUUGCCCACGAAGUCACCAAGAUUGCCCGAGAGGUCGGCUCCGAAGGACGACUUGGUGGACAGGCUACAGUUCACGGAGUCGAGGGGACUUGGAAGGAUCUCACUGAAAAUGUGAACGGCAUGGCCAUGAACCUAACAACUCAAGUACGAGAGAUUGCAGAGGUCACGACAGCUGUUGCUCGAGGUGAUCUCAGCCGAAAGGUCAAGGCAGAAGUACAAGGUGAGAUUCUGUCUUUGAAGAUCACCAUCAACACCAUGGUGGACCGCCUGAACACUUUCGCCCAAGAAGUUAGCAAGGUCGCGCGAGAAGUCGGAACAGACGGUAUCCUCGGUGGUCAAGCGCAGGUCGACAACGUGGAGGGCAAGUGGAAAGAUCUGACCAACAAUGUCAACACCAUGGCAGAAAACCUCACACUCCAAGUGCGAAGUAUAUCCGAGGUUACACAAGCUAUUGCUAAAGGAGACAUGAGCCGAAGAGUACACGUGGAUGCCGAAGGAGAAAUCCGAUUGCUCAAAGACACAAUCAACGACAUGGUCAUGAGACUGGAUGAUUGGUCCCUCGCUGUGAAGCGAGUCGCGCGAGAUGUCGGCGUCGACGGCAAGAUGGGUGGUCAGGCAGAUGUGCGCGACAUUGACGGACGCUGGAAGGAAAUUACUACCGACGUCAAUACCAUGGCACAGAACUUGACAUCACAAGUGCGUGCAUUUGGAGACAUCACAAAUGCUGCUAUGGAGGGCAAAUUCACACAGAUCACCGUCGAGGCCUCUGGCGAGAUGGACGAGCUGAAGAGGAAGAUUAAUCAGAUGGUGUCAAGUUUGCGAGAGAGUAUCCAGAGGAAUACGGCUGCCAGGGAAGCAGCAGAGUUGGCGAACAAGACCAAAUCCGAGUUCCUGGCAAACAUGUCCCACGAGAUCCGGACGCCUAUGAACGGCAUUAUCGGGAUGACGCAGCUCACCCUAGACACCGACCUCACGCAUGCGCAACGCGAGAUGCUGACCAUUGUACACAACCUGGCAGGUCAAUUACUUACCAUCAUCGACGACAUUCUCGACAUUUCCAAGAUCGAGGCAAACCGCAUGGUCAUGGAAGAGAUUCCAUUCUCAAUGCGCGGCACAAUUUUCAACGCUCUGAAAUCAUUAGCAUCAAGAGCCAACGAGAGGAAACUAAACCUUGCCUACGACGUUUCAUACAAGGUGCCGGACUACGUUAUUGGCGACUCCUUCCGAUUGAGACAGAUUAUUCUGAACCUCGUAGGCAAUGCGAUCAAGUUCACCGAACACGGCGAGGUUAAGGUUGCUAUCUCGAUGGCACAGGAUCAGGACUGCGGUGCAGACCAAUAUGUCUUCCAGUUCGCUGUGUCCGACACGGGUAUAGGUAUUCGUGGCGAUAAGCUCAACCUCAUCUUCGAUACUUUCCAACAGGCCGAUGGCUCUACAACCAGGAAAUUUGGCGGCACGGGUCUUGGUCUGUCUAUCUCGAAGCGUCUUGUGACACUCAUGGGUGGCCGUAUGUGGGUUGAAUCCGACUUUGGCAAAGGCAGUGUCUUCUACUUUACUUGCCGAGUCCGUCUUGGUAAAGAGGAUCUUAGCGCCAUCAGGCCUCAGCUCGCGGCUUACAGAGGGCACACUGUGCUCUUCGUUGAUCAGGACCAGACCAAUUUCUCGGAAGAGAUCUCCGAGCACCUUAAACAGCUAGAUCUUGUGCCAAUGGUUGUCAAUACCGUGGACCAGGUUCCUGGAUCCGAGAAGCGGGCGGACAUGCCGUUCGACUGUGUCAUUGUUGACAACGACAAAACCGCCCGAGAGCUCAGGAUUGCUGAGCGUUUCAAAUACAUCCCGCUUGUCAUGCUUACGCCUCGAGUGUCUAUCAGCCUCAGGUCGGCGCUUGAGAACGGCAUUUCAAGUUACAUGACCACGCCCUGCUUGCCGAUCGACUUGGGCAAUGCGCUUAUCCCAGCUCUUGAUGGUCGGGCUGCGCCUCUAGUCUCUGAUCACUCGAAAUCCUUCCAGAUUCUCCUUGCAGAGGACAAUGCUGUCAACCAGAAGCUAGCUGUCAGAAUCUUGGAGAAGUAUCAUCACAGAGUCACUGUAGCAAACAACGGUCUCGAGGCCGUCCAACACAUUCAGAAGAAACGCUUCGAUUGCGUACUCAUGGACGUACAAAUGCCUGUCAUGGGCGGUUUCGAAGCGACGGCCAAAAUCCGAGAAUGGGAGCGUGAGAACGGUAUCCCGUCGACGCCUGUGAUUGCUCUUACAGCGCACGCUAUGGUUGGCGAUCGUGAAAAGUGUCUCGCGGCCCAGAUGGACGACUACCUGUCCAAACCCCUCCGCCAGAAUCAACUCAUUCAAACCAUUCCUGCGCUGCGCAACCUUGGGUGGCCAUCUCUAUGAUCAUGAAAAGCACGCUCCCACUAUGCCCGAUAUCAAUCUACCGGCGGACAGCCCGGCACAAACGCCCAAGAAGCGACCACAAAUGGACACUCGUGGCUUCACAGAGAGAGGUCAGGCCACUCAGAGCCCAAGCUUGUUAGCUGCAGAUCAGACGGAUGAAAACGUUGAGAGGUUAUUACUGAGAAGUCACUCUAGCUGACUCCCGAACAAACGACCUCGGCGUGACUAGCUUCAUCCACCGAUUAGGUUGGUGAUGUUGAGGCCGUUUGCGAAAACGAUUUGGCCUGCGAGCGAAGACGCAUAUGUGUUUCAGCGGAUAGGAUACCCCAACGACCGUCUGAGUAGAGACGGAGGGCAUGUAUUUGUGGAGAGGACGGACGUGCGAUGGAAGCAUUGAUUUUCCCUAGUCUGCAUCAUAUUUUGAUGCACUUGGUCUUGUUCUACGUUCAUAUUCCUUGGCAAACCAACUUUGCAUAUCUGGCGUUUUGAGUAUUUCUAGGAUGGCGUGAGAUCCAAUCAAGUUUGAAAGUUGAUCGCUCGCGGACGUCUCGGUUAGUUAUUCAAUCGCUCAAUCAGCUUUAUGCUGUUAUCUAUAUUCGCUUCAUAGCAUCAGCAGUGACGCUCAUGACAGCACUACCUAG
This is a messenger RNA of Parastagonospora nodorum SN15, 4361 nucleotides long. RefSeq lists its product as hypothetical. The coding region runs from base 1 to 3720 and encodes 1239 amino acids. Gene Ontology annotation, biological process: cellular hyperosmotic response; phosphorelay signal transduction system; phosphorylation. The transcript is spliced from 6 exons. NCBI's taxonomy places the organism in Eukaryota, Fungi, Ascomycota, Dothideomycetes, Pleosporales, Phaeosphaeriaceae. The record is from RefSeq and is a predicted model, not a curated record. Gene Ontology annotation, molecular function: phosphorelay sensor kinase activity. Gene Ontology annotation, cellular component: membrane.